AUGAAUUACAUAAGAGAAAAGGUUUCUGGGAAAAAGAAACGUUUAAUAUAAGAGGGAUAUAAUCUUGAUCUAACUUAUGUUACAAAAAGAAUAAUUGCAAUGAGUUAUCCUGGAGAAGGAUUUGAAGGUUUCUAUAGAAAUCCAAUAGAUUAGGUUGGUGAAACCUUUAUUCUAAUUAGGUUGCUGCCUAUUUAAAUACACAACAUAAUUAAGACUAUAUGGUUUUCAAUUUAAGCUGUAGGAAAUAUGACUUUUCAAAAUUUAAAGGAAUAGUACAAGAUUGUUGGAUAUGGAAAGAUCAUCACUCACCUCCUUUAGAUCUUCUAUUUGAAAUCUGUGAUCUUAUACAUGGCUAUUUAAAAGGUUAGAUUUCUAUUUUGAUUAGGCGACAAAAUUAAUGUAGUAGUAAUACAUUGUCUUGCUGGUAAAGGUAGAACAGGCACUAUUAUUUGUUGUUAUUUACUAUAUACAGGGAAAUUCAAAAGUGUGAAAGAUGUGUUAUAUUAUUAUGGGAAAAAGAGAUUUGAGAAAGAGGGUUUAGGAGUUAAUUAACCUUGUUAAGUCAAAUAUGUAGAAUACUUCUAUAAACUUUUGACUAUGGAUUACGUAAUCUAUCCCACUGUUAUUACUCUUAAAAGAAUCAUAUUUUAAGGAAAGUAAGAUUUAUUUCAAUAUUAAAAUUACAGAGCUCCUGCAUUUAGAAUGAGGGGUGGUUGUAAACCAUAUAUGUAAGUGAUCUAAGUGAAAAAUGAUAAAGAAUUAUAUUCAACUUAAAAAGAAGCAAUAAAAUAUAAAGGAAUUUAGCAUGAUGUAUAUUUAUAAGUAUUUGUAAUUAGUUAUAACUGGAUAAACCAAUGCCUAUUUAUGGGGAUAUUUUAAUAAAGGUAUUUAAUGAGGGAAUGAUAAAAGCAGAAAAAAUGUUUAGACUAGCAUUCAAUACAGCAUUUAUAGAUGAUUCAUGUUAAGAGUAAUUAAUAAUUAUUUAUAAUUUAAGUUCAUUAUAAUUUUCAUUAUUAGAUUUGGAUCCAAGUCAAUUAAAUAAGGAUGAAAGAUUUGAUAAAAAUUUUUAAGUGAUUGUAUUUUUAUUGUUUAUAUUAGAUUAAUAGAUUAAAAUAGAGAGAUGUACAAAAUGUAACAAUCGAACAAGUUUUGAUAUGUUAUGUGAAAUUUGCAAAGCUUAUUUAUAAGAUGAAGAGAAAUAAUGGAUUAAAAUAAAUGCAUUAAUAAAAUAAUAUAAAGUACCUGAUGAUAAUUUGGCUACAGAAUUAUUAUUUAUAAAAAAAGAAUAUGAUGAUAUUGAUUAUGCAAUGUAAUUAAAAAGAAGUGAAAAAGAUGGUGAUCCUAAAGAUCUUUUAGAAUUUGAAGAGAGAAUAAGAGCAAAAACAAUUAUUUUUCCAUUAGAAUAAACAUAAUAAUAAUCAUAUAUUUAAUAAUGA
Molecule: messenger RNA, 1436 nt
Organism: Paramecium pentaurelia
Lineage: Eukaryota; Ciliophora; Oligohymenophorea; Peniculida; Parameciidae
Source: the annotation of a GenBank genome assembly